This is a messenger RNA of Linum trigynum, 2330 nucleotides long. Lineage: Eukaryota; Viridiplantae; Streptophyta; Magnoliopsida; Malpighiales; Linaceae. The record is from the annotation of a GenBank genome assembly.
CUAGGUGAAGAAGAAGAAUCGUUUUUAUAAAAAAAAAAAAAAAAAAAAUCUGAAAAAUCAGGAAAAGGAAAGGGCAAGAAAUCUGACAUAUCUGUGCUGGCGGCAGCACAAUUGGCAUUUCUUCCCCAAAGCAGAGCGGAGCAGUUAGCAUCUUGCCGUUUCCCUCUCUCUCUCUCUCUCUUCUGUAUUUUUCUUUACAAUUUUUUUUUUCAUUUGAUCUGCCACGUGUCAGCAACCCAUUUCCUGGAAAGACUCCUUCCUUCUUCUUCUUCUCCUCCUCCCCUCCCCUGCUUCUCUCAACGCAAAAUCAACAAUACAAAGACCCACUCACCGCCAAAAGAAAACCAACAAUCUCAAACAAAAAGAAACCUGCUCUGCCUUCCCUGCAACAGCAGAUUUUCCUUCCUUUUUGUUAUUAUUAAUACAGAAGAAAAAUGUUCAGAGUCCUGAACAGGAGGCUCCGCCUCCUCUGUUCCCGUCUCCGCUGCCGCCGCCGCCGCCACCCCUCCCCCACCACUCCCACCUCAAAGAUUCAGAUCAAGAAGUUGGGGAAAUCCAAUUCCAAGUCCAAGAACGAGCCCAGACCCGAAUCCGCCGCCGCGGUUCAUCCGAACAACCACCUGGGUAGUGGUAGUUGCAGCGCUACUGUACCAGAAACAGAGGUAAAACCGAAGAUCAAAGUCGCCACCUUUAAUGCCGCUCUCUUCUCCAUGGCUCCGGCGGUACCGGAACCGGAAAAUUCUCCCGGGUUCGAAUUCGGAUCCGGGUUCGGGCGGAGCAAGAGCUCAUUAGACGGGUUUGGGAAAACCGCGUCGGUGAACGACGACCGGCCGAUCAUGAUCAAGAGCAUACUAAAGCAAUCGCCUCUCCAUACAAACUCCACCUCCUCCUCCAGGCAGCAGAAAUAUGCGAGGUCGAAGUUGAGGGUCUCAAUCAAUCUCCCCGACAACGAGAUUAGUAAACAGCUGAGCUUCAGAGAAGGCGAGGAUCACGGCGGCGCCGCAGUAGCGAAAGCUGGGAAGGCUCCGGCGGCGAGCCGGUCGCAGAGUCUGGUAAUGUCGGAGUCGGAUAGGCGGCGGCGCCACGACGGGAGCGCGACGAGGUCGGUGGUGGAGGUGCUGAGGGAAUUGGAUGCGGACAUUUUGGCGCUGCAGGAGGUGAAAGCAGAGGAGGAGAAAGGGAUGAAGCCGCUCUCCGAUUUGGCGGCGGCGUUGGGGAUGAAUUACGUGUUUGCGGACAGCUGGGCGCCGGAGUACGGCAACGCUAUCCUCUCCAAGUGGCCGAUCAAGCGCUGGAAAGUCCACAAGAUUUUCGACGACUCUGAUUUCAGAAAUGUCCUCAAGGCAACCAUCAACGUGCCAAACGUAGGAGAGGUCAACUUCCAUUGCACCCACCUCGACCAUCUCGACGAGCAAUGGAGGAUGAAGCAAGUGAACGCCAUCAUCGACUCCAGCGAAGUCCCUCACCUCCUCGCCGGAGGGCUCAAUUCGCUCGACGAAACCGACUACAACGAGGAUCGAUGGAUCGACAUUGUCAAGUACUACGAGGAAAUGGGGAAGCCAACGCCGAAAGCUGAAGUGAUGAGGUUUCUGAAGAAGGAAAACUACACCGAUGCCAAGGAUUAUGCAGGGGAGUGCGAGUCUGUGGUCAUGAUAGCCAAAGGCCAGAAUGUUCAGGGGACUUGCAAGUAUGGAACUCGAGUGGACUACAUCGUGGCGUCCCCGAAUUCGCCGUAUAAGUUUGUCCCGGGAUCGUACUCGGUUCUGUCUUCUAAAGGGACGUCCGAUCACCACAUUGUGAAAGUCGAUGUUGUCAAAGAACACGAUGGCGGCGGCGGCGGCGACAACAAGAGCGGUGGUAGUCGUAGUUACAGUGGUCAGCAGAGUGUGGGUAGAAAGAACAAGGGAAACAGAGCACAACAAACAAGUUAGUAAAAUGAGAAUUGAGACGUAUAUGUAUUUGUUAACUUAGAUGAAAUUAUGGAGAAUGAAGGGUUCUUGGCUUCUUUUAUGCUUGAGGGGUGGUUCGUGUUGGUUGGGAUGCAAUAGAUUUUAGGGGGUUUGGGUGUUGCUGAUUUGAGGGCUAGAAGAGUGGGAAAGAGAAUUUUGGAGCUCUACUAGUUAGCUUACCAUCUCCUAUUUAUAUAUGCAUGGCAAUGGGCAGGUCCGGUAUGGUAUCUCGAUACUCAUAUCCACCUCAUAACAGGUCGGGUCCAGGUCGGCCUAAUGAGUAUGUAAUUUAUGUGAAAAAACUUUAAAAAUAUUCAUUAUUAAUAUUUUCAUUAAAAGACCAAAAAAUAAUCCAUAAUAUGAUAAAAUGCAGUUAAAGUG